Messenger RNA from Amblyraja radiata (thorny skate), 2308 nucleotides. RefSeq names its product archain 1 coat protein complex I subunit delta. The transcript is spliced from 11 exons. Gene Ontology annotation, biological process: retrograde vesicle-mediated transport, Golgi to endoplasmic reticulum; Golgi localization; endoplasmic reticulum to Golgi vesicle-mediated transport. Gene Ontology annotation, cellular component: COPI vesicle coat. Bases 174 to 1751 code for a protein of 525 amino acids. The record is from RefSeq and is a predicted model, not a curated record. Lineage: Eukaryota; Metazoa; Chordata; Chondrichthyes; Rajiformes; Rajidae.
GUGCGCGCUUCCGCUUGGAGACGUGGCCGCCGCCGCCGCCGCCGCUGCCAUAUUCCGGGCGCUGACUGACUGCCUGAUUACCUGCCUGCCGCCUCCACUCCCCCCCCCCCCCCCCCCACCGCCGCCACACCACCUUCCGCCAUCUCGAGAAGAGGCUCGCAGACGUCGCGGAGAUGGUGCUGUUGGCUACAGCUGUCUGCACCAAGGCCGGGAAGGCAAUUGUCUCACGCCAGUUUGUAGAAAUGACACGGACUCGUAUUGAAGGCUUGCUGGCAGCAUUCCCGAAACUCAUGAACACUGGGAAACAGCACACAUUUGUGGAGACGGAGAGUGUGCGGUACGUUUACCAGCCACUGGAAAAACUCUACAUGGUGUUGAUCACAACUAAAAAUAGCAACAUCCUAGAAGAUUUGGAAACACUCCGCCUAUUCUCUCGAGUGAUUCCAGAGUAUUGCAGAGUGCUGGAAGAGAGUGAGAUAUCAGAACAUUGUUUUGACCUAAUCUUUGCCUUUGAUGAGAUUGUGGCAUUGGGCUACCGUGAAAAUGUCAAUCUUGCCCAGAUCAGAACAUUCACAGAAAUGGAUUCCCACGAAGAAAAAGUUUUCCGUGCUGUUCGAGAGACGCAAGAACGUGAAGCAAAAGCAGAGAUGCGCCGAAAGGCCAAGGAAUUGCAACAGGCUCGCAGAGACGCAGAAAGACAAGGCAAGAAGACCUCUGGGUUUGGAGGCUUUGGUAGUGGAGGAAUCUCCAGCAACUCUGCAGCCUCCAUGAUAACAGACACCAUCAUUGAACCAGAGAAACCAAAGAUGACACCGUCAGUGAUGAGGGCUGAUGCAGCAGGUCUUGCGUGUGAAGCUGGUUUAUAUAUAAUCAGACCUUCUGGUCCAAGCAAAGCCUUAAAACUUGGAGCAAAAGGAAAAGAUGUGGAGAAUUUCGUAGAUAAACUGAAGCUAGAAGGAGAACAAAUCAGUUCCUCGACAAAGCGUUUGUCAGAAGCAGCUAAAGUGUUGUCACCUCCCAUUAACGUAGAAAGCGUACAUCUGAAGAUUGAAGAGAAAAUAACGUUGGUAUGCGGCCGGGAUGGUGGCCUGCAAAACAUGGAGGUACAUGGCAUGAUCAUGCUGCGAGUCACUGAUGAGAAACAGGGCAGAAUUCGGCUUCAAGUGGAGAAUGAUGAUAAAAAAGGAAUUCAGCUACAGACCCAUCCAAAUGUGGACAAGAAGCUUUUCACUGCAGAAUCGUUGAUCGGCUUAAAGAACCCUGAAAAAUCCUUCCCACUAAAUAAUGAUGUUGGCGUCCUGAAGUGGAGGUUGCAAACCACUGAUGAUACCUUUGUUCCCCUCACCAUUAACUGUUGGCCUUCAGAGAGUGCCACGGGCUGCGAUGUAAACAUUGAGUACGAGUUGCAAGAGAGCAGUCUGGAACUAAAUGAUGUGGUCAUCGCCAUUCCACUUCCGGCUGGUGCUGGAACUCUAUUAAUUAAUGAACUUGAAGGCGAGUAUCACCACGACAGCCGAAAAAACAUACUCGAGUGGUGUCUGCCGGUCAUUGACGCCAAAAACAAGUCUGGCAGCAUGGAGUUCAGUAUUCCAGGACAACCCAAUGAUUUCUUUCCAAUCAAUGUGUCCUUCGUAUCCAAAAAGAAUUACUGCAAUAUACAGGUGAGCGGAAUAAAUCAUGUUGAGAGCAACAGUCCUGUGAGGUUCUCCCUGGAAACCAUGUUCUUGGUUGACAAAUACGAGAUACAGUAACACCAACACAAGAAAUAUCCAGAAGACACAAGAAGAGCAGGUGCACACAAGAACAUAGACUGCAAAAUUCAAAAAUAGAAUUGUCCGGUGUAUAGGGGGAAGAUUCAGAGUGCUUGCAGAACGAUGUGGUUUAUUAUCUGUUGUCCAAACAUGCUGACUAUUCUCGGAUCACAAAAAGAGUUUGAUAUUAAUACUUUAAUUAAUCAACAAGUAAAUACGUCUUUGUUUUCAAAGGGGAGGGGUGGGAGGGAUGACAUUCGAUUGCAUCUACAGCAUCACGUAUGUGAACCACAGCUCCACUUGUCCCCCAUUGUAUUGCCUCGUUGGCUGUAAUUAUCUUUUUAGACUCUUUUUUUGUUGAAUUAGUUUUCCAGGUGAAGUGAAAUUUAUUUUUUCUUUUCCUUUUUUUUGUUCCUUGAUUUGGAUGAAAAAUGAUCGAAGCAGAUUUUGUAACCCUGUAAAAUGUAUGAGGGAAUAUGACAACAUUCCAAUGUAAAAAGACUUUAAAAAAAAAAAAAUGUAAUCUUUAAGAUGAUUAAAAGUAUAUUGUAAAACAA